AUUGCGACAGUUUGUCAGUUUGGCAGCUGAACGUCAAGCUAUCAAAUAUUGCGAUCCUUCAGAAGCAAUUACUGGGAAAUUAAAAAUCUAAUUAAAUCAGGCCGCACACGUUGGUCAGUGAGGCAUCAAUAGAGAGCAAAUAUUGUGUCCAGCUAUGAAAAGUCAAACUUUCAAAUACGCGCAAGCUUUGACAAAAGAGCGCCUGCCGUUUAUUCCGGUUCAAUCGAUAUUGCCCCAUUUUUGUGAAGGUCGCAGCCUUUUUUUUCGCGACACUAAAACAAAAAUCAGCGAAAACACGUCACGCUUGUUUCAAAAACGUCAGUCUAAAAAUACCGCCAAGAUCGGUCACGCAAAUUUCCUAUCGUCCAGUCUAGUUUUUUCUAGGACGAACUCGUGUGCGGUAAAUAAAAUGAAAACCAUUAAGCUGGCGACGAGUGGCCAGGAAAUGCCCAUGGUGGGGCUCGGCACCUGGAGGGCGCAGCCCCAUGAAAUGGAAAAUGCCGUCAAUGUGGCCUUAGAGUGCGACUACCGACACAUCGAUACAGCAUUCAACUACAACACCGAAGAAGCCAUUGGGAAUGUGUUGAAAAAUUGGCUGGGAUCGGGACGUGUCAAGAGAAAUGAACUGUUUAUCACCACCAAGCUCCCAAACUUUGGAGGAAGACCCAGCGAUGUAGAGCGGUUCUUGAAAUUGUCUUUAAAAAAACUCAACCUUGACUAUGUAGACCUCUACCUCAUUCACAUGCCAUUCAGCUUUCAGCUGAACGAAUGCUCCCUGUCCCCUCUGGUGAAUGACGAUGGGAGUUUUGCGUUGGAUCCAGUGGACUAUCUGGACACUUGGAAGGUGAUGGAAGAGCAGGUUCGAAUGGGCCGAAUCAAAGCAAUCGGUGUGUCGAACUUCAAUGCUGAGCAACUGGAGCGACUCUAUGAUAAUGCGGAUAUCAAGCCCGACGUUCUACAGGUUGAAAUGCAUGCUUAUUUGCAACAACGCGAGCUGCGGGCGGUGUGCCAGCGACUACACGUAGCAGUGACGGCUUAUUCCCCCCUGGGGAGUCCCGGGGCCAACACGCAUUUCAGCUCCAAGUACCAGUACUCAUUGGAUGAUUUUCCCGACAUAUUAGGGCAUCCGACAGUGAGAGAAGUGGCACAGAAGUACGAGAAAACGCCUGGCCAGAUCUUGCUGAAACACUUGAUCCAGGAGGGCGUCAUAGUUAUCCCGAAGAGUGGCAAUCCGGAACGAAUCAAAUCCAACAUAAGUCUGUUUGAUUUUGAGCUGGCGCUCCAGGACGUGGAGCAGCUGGAUCAGCUGGACCGGGGGGAGAAUGGGAGAAUUUUCAACUUCUUGUUCUUCAAAGGGGUGGAAAACCAUCCCUACUAUCCCUUCAAGAGCAAGGAGUCGAACAGUUCAUCACCGACAGAAUGUUCGUAGGGCGACAAUAAAUACAAGUUGUAUAUACUUUC
This is a messenger RNA of Dendroctonus ponderosae (mountain pine beetle), 1461 nucleotides long. Its product is annotated as 1,5-anhydro-D-fructose reductase. NCBI's taxonomy places the organism in Eukaryota, Metazoa, Arthropoda, Insecta, Coleoptera, Curculionidae. The record is from RefSeq and is a predicted model, not a curated record. Gene Ontology annotation, cellular component: cytosol. Bases 155 to 1429 code for a protein of 424 amino acids. Gene Ontology annotation, molecular function: aldose reductase (NADPH) activity. The transcript is spliced from 6 exons.